AUAUACACUUACACACACACAAACAGACCAGACACUCUCUCAAACACACACACACAGCACGYAAACACGUUCGCAUAACUCUCUCUCGAACUCGAUUGUUGCUGCUCUCGUUCUAGCAACACUCUCGCUGCUUUUUUUGGGUGCCAACUAUCUCUGUCGGUUGUGUCACUGCCUCUGCUCUGUUGUUGCUGUCUCCGUCUGACCACCGUGUCGCAUUCGUUUUGUUUGUGUUGUAUUUAAAAGGGCCGCCGAGAAGUAAGCAGCAAGCAGCGCGGACACGCGAUAGUCGUAACAAAACAACAGUAAAUUAUCGUUUGCAUUCGAAUUUAGACAACAAAAAAGCAACAAACACUAUUUAUAUUAAUUAUAAUUAAAGUGCAGCAGCAACAAUAUAAUUUGCAGUGCGGAGUAUAUAUACAAACAAAAUAGAAAACAUAGACAACAACCAGCCAAAACACAAGCUGAUUCUACAAACACAACACAAAGCAAGCGAUUAAAAUUAAAUCUCGUUCAACACGCAAAUUGAAAGUGCAAUAAGAAGAAGAAGACGACGAAGAAAACGUCAAAUGCGGUUGAAAGUUCAAGUUGAUGCAAUAAGUGUUUGAAAACGGAAAUAGAGCUAAAAAUAAAAUCAACAUUUCAAUACCUAUAUAUAUAUAUAUAUCGAUAAAAAUAUAUAUAUUUACAACUCUUCAAAUUCGGAGGAGCUUGGAAAAUCGCGCGCGAGUUUAAUCAACAUUUUUAGCAAUCAAUUUUUGUCUCCCCCCUCUCACCCGAAAUACAAGUUUUGUGGAGUUUCGUGUCAGGUGCAUAAAUUCUGUGUUACGUUCUGCGUUCUCAAGUGAAAGUCACACAGCAAAAGCGACAAACACCCUCACACACACUCAAACACAAGCUAACAUACAUAUAUUGACACACACUCACACACAUACACAUMGACAGACACACACACACGCCCGUGAGUGUGCAUCGCAUCAGAUUGCUAGUUGUCCACUAAACUAAAUUGUGAAUUGUGCAAAUAGGCUGCGGCCAGAAAGUAAACGUCAAGAUUCUAUCGAAAAAAACACUGCUCAGCACGACGGAGGCUUCGUUCAACUAUAACACGGCGACCACAAUGCCCUAUAACGGUGCUAGCAACGGCAGUGGUGGAGUCGGCGGUGCCGUAGCAGGCAGCAGCGUAAGCGGUGGCGGGGCCACCAUCGUCGUCAGCGAGGGACCCCAGAAUAAAAAGAUACGCACAGGCGUGCAGGCUGGAGAUAACGACGUCACCAUGCAUUCACGGUCCACACAAAAUCAGAGUCAGCAGCAAGCACUACUGAACAAGUCAAACGACGACCUAAGGAGAAAGCGUCCUGAGACUACACGGCCAAAUCACAUUCUACUCUUCACUAUCAUAAAUCCUUUCUAUCCCAUCACAGUUGAUGUCUUGCAUAAAAUUUGCAAUCCACAUGGCCAAGUGCUGCGCAUUGUCAUCUUCAAAAAGAACGGCGUUCAGGCCAUGGUUGAAUUUGAUAGCCUCGAUGCGGCUACACGUGCACGCGAGAAUCUCAAUGGAGCCGACAUCUAUGCCGGAUGCUGCACUCUUAAAAUUGAUUUUGCCAAGCCGGAGAAAUUGAAUGUUUAUAAGAAUGAGACAGACACCAGCUGGGACUAUACCCUGAGCACAGGUGAGAUUCAACCAAUUAAGGAGAUUGGAAAUGGUCGCUCGCCAUUACUGCAGGAGCCUCUUUACGGUACACGACCUCAGCCCUACAGUAAGUCGCUGUUUUCUAUACCCGAAAAUGUUGUUGUGCUUGAGAGCCUUGCAACAAUCCAAACACAACAUCGCAACAACCACCACCACCACCACAACAACAACCACCACCACCAACAACAACACCACCACCAACAACAUCAUCACCAACAACAACAACAACACCAUCAACAACAACUUGUUGCCCCAGCUCAAACGCACAAUCUUGUUCCAUUUAAAGAGCCUCCACUAUUGGGACCAGGCACCGCCUUCCCACCAUUCGGGGCACCCGAAUACCAUCCCACCCAGCCGGACAACUGGAAGGGCGCCGCCAUCCAUCCAACUGGCCUCAUGAAGGAGCCCACCGGUGUCGUCGCCGGACGCAAUGCGCCAGUGGCCUUCGCCCAGCAGGGCCAGGCACAGGGCGCUGUCAUGAUGGUCUAUGGCAUGGACCAUGACACUUCCAACACAGAUAAGCUCUUCAAUUUGGUCUGCCUCUAUGGCAAUGUUGCCCGGGUAAGUUCUCCCUCAAUUAAUUUGUUAAACAUUUAAGAUCUUACGCAGAGA
Drosophila arizonae is the source of this 2299-nucleotide messenger RNA. RefSeq names its product heterogeneous nuclear ribonucleoprotein L (gene sm). Gene Ontology annotation, biological process: mRNA processing. Lineage: Eukaryota; Metazoa; Arthropoda; Insecta; Diptera; Drosophilidae. The record is from RefSeq and is a predicted model, not a curated record. Gene Ontology annotation, molecular function: RNA binding. Gene Ontology annotation, cellular component: nucleus.